AUAUGUGUGCAUUGACUUUUGGUUUUGUUUUAAAAGAGGCCAUUUAAUAGAUUGUAAAAACAACAACAAAAACCCGACAUGUUAAACAACCCGGACAAAACCGAGUUCCGAGAUCCCAUCUCUUUAAACGUAGGCGGGCAAGUUUACACGACAACGCUGUCUACUCUGACCCGCUUCGAGGACUCCAUGCUCGGGGCGAUGUUCCGGGGAAACCUGCCUCUUUUGAGGGACCGAAAGGGGAACUACGUUAUCGACAGGGACGGCAAAGUCUUUCGGCACAUCCUCAACUACCUCCGGUCCAGCUCGCUGGACCUCCCGCAGGACUUCAACGAAAUGCAGCUGCUGAAAAGGGAAGCGGACUUCUACCAGAUCGGACCCUUGCUGGAUGAACUGGGUCGCCACGAAUGCGGUUUGAGACAAGCGGCGGGGAGAAGCGCCGUCCUCACCGUGGACGUGCACUGCCAAGCCAGGACGCUGCACUUCAACUUGAAGAAGAGCCCGGAGAACUACGAGCUCUUCAGCUGCACGGUGCAGGUUUGCACCGCCAAUGUCUUCUGCACGUCCCGGGCGGUUGUGGAGCUUCUCUGCAGCAGAUUCUCGUACCAGACUCCGGAGGGCGCUGUUGCCCCGCAAGCCGAGGAGGGGCAGCCGAACUACCUGCGGCUCCAAUGGACCCCUCGCCCGGCCGAAAUGCCGGUGGAGCUGUUCAACAAGCACGGCUACCGGCAGCUGACAGCCGCCCAGCUCCCGUCCACAGAGAGCAACUCUGUGCAGGACGCCCGGGGCUUCGUGGCAUGGAUGCUGCAGCUGGCGCUAGCCGAAGGGUUUCGGGUGGACUCGGUUUUCCCCGACUCUGCCGAUAUACUGAACUGCGGCUCUUUGCGGUGUGUGAGGUAUUGAAACGUUCAGUAAACACGGCGUUAUUUCCCCAUCUCCGGGGUGUUAAACUAUUUAAACGUUAAAACAGCAACAACAACAAAAAAAAAAAAGGUCAAUAUUGAGCGUUUUGAUUUUGUUUAAUACCUCUUCCCAACGGGAAUAACGUUCUUGUUAUAAUAACAACAACUUAUAGCUGUUACAAAAUAACACAUUGCAAAGUAUUACAGAUAAAGUACAAUGAAAUCAACAGAAAAUAAUAUCAAAUCUAUAGAAAAUAGUCUGCCGUGGAUAAUUCCGUGUGAGAGCGAGUUCCUCAGAGCGCACUUAGACCGAAGAGUCAAAAUAUUUGGGAAUACAAGUCAAGUCCGGUGAUAGGCGGUUAGGUACGAUGAAAUGGGCGAGAAUGAUUUCAAAUAAGAACAACUAUAUAACAAAAACACCGAAUAAAAUGAAAUAGAAAGGCACAGGGUGCUAAAGUUAGGAAUAUGUUAUGGAGCAGAUCCAUGCCCCUAUCAAGCAUUCAGAAUCCUAAAAGGUAUUGACAAUGUCGACCCAGGGGAACCAGG
This is a messenger RNA of Polyodon spathula (Mississippi paddlefish), 1445 nucleotides long. Its product is annotated as BTB/POZ domain-containing protein KCTD21-like. Bases 79 to 900 code for a protein of 273 amino acids. Gene Ontology annotation, molecular function: protein binding. Gene Ontology annotation, biological process: protein homooligomerization. The transcript has a single exon. The record is from RefSeq and is a predicted model, not a curated record. Lineage: Eukaryota; Metazoa; Chordata; Actinopteri; Acipenseriformes; Polyodontidae.